Dendrobium catenatum is the source of this 2471-nucleotide messenger RNA. RefSeq lists its product as uncharacterized. Gene Ontology annotation, molecular function: zinc ion binding. The coding region runs from base 797 to 1777 and encodes 326 amino acids. The transcript has 2 exons. The record is from RefSeq and is a predicted model, not a curated record. NCBI's taxonomy places the organism in Eukaryota, Viridiplantae, Streptophyta, Magnoliopsida, Asparagales, Orchidaceae.
GUUAUGCCUCUCCAUUAAAAAGUUAUGCCUCGCCCUAGCUCCUUCCUGCGGCCGUCUCCGCCUUCCGAGCUUGGUGCUUCUCCUCGUGCUUAAGCGAAGUUCUUUCCUUUUGAUUCUUUGUUUCUGGUUUUAUGGCUCCUUCCCAACUUAGAGAUCCCGGUUUUUUUACUUGGUUAUUCUCCUCUUUCAUUUAAAGAUGCUCUUUCUAGUUCUUCUUCUUCCUCUGUUGCUUUUCCCGAACUUAAGGUUUCUUCGUUUAGAGGCAUGCCAGCUCUGUGGAUAUCGGAGGUGGAAAUCAAUUCCCUGUCUGUCCCUUUCGAAUUUGCUCUCGUGGGAAAAUUUCUUGGCCGAAGGCCUUCUCUUUAUGCAAUUAGGAAUUUUUUCUUUAAACUUAAGCUUAAUGGAGAAGUUUCUGUCACCGUUCUUAACCAGCAGAAUGUGUUGAUUAAGCUCUUCAAUGAUUUGGAUUAUUGUAGGGUCUUUGCUCAUAGAUCUUAUUUUGUGAAUAAUUGUUUUAUGAAAUUGAUUAAAUGAUCUCCUACCUUGGAUGUUGAGAUCGAGUCUCCUGUUAUCCCCAUCUGGAUUUCCUUUCCAAACCUUCGGUCUCAUUUGUAUGCCCCGCGUAUUCUUCAUGGCCUUGGAUUGAUUUUUGGCAAACCUUUGAAAACGUACUGAUAAUGCUACCUCUACCGGUUCUCGUCUGUCUGUUGUGCGCAUUUUGGUUGAACUUGAUGUGUCCAAACAGUUUCCUGAUAAAGUUUGGAUUGGUCCGAAAAACUCUGGUUAAGUGCAAUCUAUGGUUUUGGAAGAGUUUCCAGAGUAUUGUGUGCAUUGUUCAUCCUUGGAGCAUUCUAAAGCUGGUUGUAAAAUUCUUUAUCCGAAUCUUGUCCCUUCUACCCUUCAUCUGUCUAUUUUGGGGGUGGGAGGACCUGUGGUGGCUCCGUCGGUUCCAGAGGCUUCGCCUGUUGGUGAUGUUUUGGCUGAGAUCGCUAUGUCUAUUCCUUCUAUGAGUCCUGCUCUGAUUACUUCUUCUAUCCCGAAUUCUGCUCUACCAUUUGUAGAGAAUGUUAUUCCUGCGAAUGUUUUUCCUCCUUCGAAUGAUGUUUUAUUGUCUGUUAAUGAUAGUGUUGUGGGUGACGUUUCCUCCCCUGCUACCCGUAAUGUUGCCAGUGACAUGGCCCCUUUAACUGAUGUUAAUUUUAUAUCGGCUGGUGAGGCCUGUGAGGGUGUUGAUGUUUCUAAUUCACCUAGGGUGCGGCCUAUUGCUAUUCCCAAUUUGGGGUCUGUGUCUGGCGCCGCCUCUUUGCCUGGGUGUGUUUGUCUUAUAGAUGAGGUUGAUUUAGCUGUUGAUCCUUCAGUUCAUAGGGAUAGUGAGAGUAAUUUGCCUUCUAUUAUGGGCUUGGUGAAUCAGAUUGAUGCUAAGGGUAUGGCUAAAGCUUUUACUGGUGGUGAUACUGGAACUAUGGAUAUUGUUGCUGAAUUUUGUGCCCUUUCUGAGGGUAAUGAACCCUUGUCUAACUCUCUUGAAGAGCCUCUUUUAAAUGUGCCUUUAACUUUUUCUUCGAAGGAUGAUUUGCAUUCUAGGAUUUCGAGGGACAGUGAGGUGGUUCGGGGUGAAUGGCUACAUGUUGAUAACUUCUCAGCUGAUGGUGAAUAUGGUUAUGAGGAUUAUUUGGACCUCGACCGGAAUCUUUUAAACGAAAUGGCAAACGUAGAACUCGUAAUUCCAAAAAUAAGUAAUCUUCUUUUUUUGGGUUUGAUUUGCUUUUGUGGAUGAUGAUGAUGCCCCUCGGAAGGCCAUGACUUCGAUGCAAGCGACACUUCCUGGACGGCCCAAGCCUGGCAACCAGAAGGAAACAAGAAGAACAAAGGAAACCUUCAUCAUCAAAAGAACCUGCAAUAGAAGCACCAAUAAUUUCCCUCAAUUAAGAAAAGAACUGUAACGUUGAUAUCAAAAGAAGAUCUGCAAUAUUAACAUCAAAAGUGGACCUGCAACAUUAAGAAGAAGAUAAUUACCUAAAAGUUCUCCAACCUGGUCCAAUUAUGUUCUAUGUUCCUUUAAUAAUGCAGCAAGCUAAAAUACUAGAACCAUCAUGUUCCUUGCUUAAACAAAGUGUGGCACUUCUUCCUAUUCCAACUACUGCACAUGUGCUCUUGAGGACCCAGUUGAGAGUGACAGAAAACCAUCUAUAUCAGCUUUUCUUCGUCACAAAGGCAAGAUCAAUAAUUAUUUGUUUUAUUGCUUUUUUUUUCUUAUUUAUUUUUCUUUUGUCUAUGUAUUCAGAAAAAUAUGGUUGCAAGAUCAGUCAUGGGGUGGUUAGUUUCUCCUUCAAUCACAUUUGAAGCACAUUCUAUGAAGUCUGGACGGAAAGAACCGUCCGGAUUGAUGCAUAUUUUGUGAGAUUUAUUACGUAUUUGAACAUACACAGUAAAUCUCACAAAAUACACAGCAAAUCAGCAAAUACUCACAA